Plasmodium gallinaceum is the source of this 1005-nucleotide messenger RNA. Its product is annotated as fam-e protein. The record is from RefSeq and is a predicted model, not a curated record. Bases 1 to 1005 code for a protein of 334 amino acids. NCBI's taxonomy places the organism in Eukaryota, Apicomplexa, Aconoidasida, Haemosporida, Plasmodiidae. The transcript has 2 exons.
AUGGCACUUCUAUAUAAUGAAGGAUGUGAAAAUUCUGAAAAAGACAUUACCGAAUGUAAUGUGACUGCAUGUGUUUUACAUGGAAGUAAAUUUAAAUCGGUUAAGUGUGACCCUGCAUUUAAAGAAGUUAUAAAAUAUUCGCAAAAAAAUUCUGGAGAUGAUAUUAAGAAAAAUAUUUUUGUAUUUGAAGAUACUCCUCCACCUUAUAAAAACGACGCCAAAAUAACUUUUCUUUCACAAGAUAGCAAUAAUGAUAUUGUGUUUCUAUAUGAAGUGAAUUCAAAGGAAGGCUAUUCUUCAAGUUUAGUAUUUUUAUGUCGUUUUCGACAUUUAAAACCAGGAUUAUCAUUAUGCCAAGAAGUUAAUAAAGAUCAUGUAGGAAGACCUCUUUCAUUUAAUACUAUUGAUGUACUUGAUAGAGAAAAUGAAAAUUAUUUUCAAAAUAGAUUAAAAUAUUUAAAAAAUGAAAGACAUGCAACUCGUAAAGCAAGAUAUGAAGAAAUUUUUUUUAGUAAAGAUUCAUGCCACUAUGUAACAGAAGAAAAUUCAUCAGAACAAGUUUGUAGAUUUUCCAUAUGCAAGAAGUAUUCUAAUGGUGGUGCAUAUUGUAAAGAUGCUAAAUUUAAUGGGAGAUUAUGCCAACUAGAACCAUCUAAUGGGCCAAAAGAACCUACUAAAUUUAUAUAUCUUCCAAAUAGUUGUUUAAAUGAAAAUUCAGAUCAUUGUACCCCAUAUCUGUGUCAAUACGAGAGACCUAAUGAAUUAUAUCCAUGUAGUAAGUUAGAAAUUAGUUCGGUAAAAGGAUUAAUGCCACAUUCACAAAGACAAGCAUUGGAAUAUAGACAGAAUAGAUAUAUGUCUAAUGAGGAUAAUUAUUCAUCUAGUCUUAUUGCAAUGUCUUUUUUUCCUUUCUUAAUUUUGUUUUUUUUUGUAGGAUGUUAUCUAUAUAAAGUACUUAGAAGAAACAGAAAAAAAAAGAGAUAUGCUUCAUAUAAAGAACCAUAA